AUGUGCAAUCAAAAUCAGAUAUCAAAAAGUCUUCCUUUAAAAAAACGUCGUGCCUAUAUGAUUGAUACAUCAACAACAAAUAGUGAACAAAAUGAAUAUUGUCCAACAAAAAAGAAACAAAUUUCGUCACAAGAUGAUUCACUUCAAAUGUAUAUUCCAUCUUCAUCUAUUGUUCCAACACCACCAUCAUCACCACAUUUAGAAUUAUUACGUCAACAAUACGCUUUUUUAUUAGCUAAUUCAACAAAUAUUAUUAAACAAAAUUCUUAUUAUCCAUUAACUUUUGAUAGUUUUAUGACACAACAAUAUCUUGAUAAUUUUCGAGUAUUAAUUGAACAACAAAAACAACAACAUAGUUAUACUAUCGUCGAAGAUCAACAAAAACAAACAGAUUUAACAAUAGAUGAACAUUUUCGAAAAUCAUUAGGAAAUAAUUAUAAUAAAUUUACUGGCCGUUGUUUAACUCCCGAUGAUUCAUCAUCAAAUAGUUCUUCAAUAGAACGAACAUCAGUUGAUUCAAUAGAAGAACAUUUUGCUCGUUCACUUACAAAGUUUUGGUCAUUACAUCAUAAUACAUCAUCAAAUGAAGAUCAAACGUCAUCGAUUAAUCAUCAUAUAACUGAAUCAAUUGUUGAUGAUCAUUUUGCUAAAGCAUUAGGUUCGACAACAUGGGAAAAACUUAAAGAAAAAUUAUGA
Molecule: messenger RNA, 696 nt
Organism: Rotaria sordida
Lineage: Eukaryota; Metazoa; Rotifera; Eurotatoria; Philodinida; Philodinidae
Source: the annotation of a GenBank genome assembly